This is a messenger RNA of Didymosphaeria variabile, 921 nucleotides long. RefSeq lists its product as uncharacterized. Lineage: Eukaryota; Fungi; Ascomycota; Dothideomycetes; Pleosporales; Didymosphaeriaceae. The transcript has 2 exons. The record is from RefSeq and is a predicted model, not a curated record. The coding region runs from base 1 to 921 and encodes 306 amino acids.
AUGGCAUACUGGAAGGGCGAGAAAGCUGCUGGUGACUACGGAUGCUGGCGCGCACAUAUGAACGUCUACCAACACAUGCUUCAGCACAACAUCCAGUCGGCACUAGUUCUGGAAGACGACGUCGACUGGGACGUUCUCCUGCGUGCCCAAAUGCUCGACUUCGCUCGCGGUGUCCGCGCUCUCCAGAACGCAACACCCCCUUUCCACUCUCCCUACGGCGCCAACUGGGACUUGCUCGCUCUAGGACACACCGGCGCAAACAACAAGCCGAACAAGGUCCAGAAUUACUGGGUCACGGAGAACGAUCCCACAGUCAUAUCCGAGAGCCGCAGAACCUGGGGUCGCAAACCGGACCUCAGUAUCGAGAAGCUUGCAGGCGAGCACACGCGCAUCGUCAUGGAGAUGAGCAAGUUCACUGCGACGACCGCGUAUGGUGUGAGUUUGCGAGGUGCGGCACGGUUGCUGUACGAUCAAGCACUUCUUCCGAAUGCGAAUGCCAUUGAUAUGGCUAUGCUUGCUCUCUGCCGCAAAGAUCCUUAUGGUUCACCGUUCUGCUUUGGUUCAUACCCUAUGAUCUUUGGUCGGUAUCGUGCUAUUGGUGCUCAAGAUAAAGACUCGGAUCGGAGGACGAUGUCGAAUGAGGUGCAGAGCGGAUCGGGUGGCUAUCAAGAUAGCGCGGAUAGGCUUGAGCCGGAAAGCGAGUUCACUGUGUUUCCGGUGAGCUUGAAUAUCGGGCGUCUGAUGCGCAAUGAGUGGAUGCUUCCAGCAGUGGAUCCUGAGUCGGAUUUGGUGAAGGAGAUAGACUUGAGGACGUUCCGGUUUCCGAAGGGUAAAGAGGUUAUAGUGAACCCAGAGGAGUAUGUGGAGUAUCAGAGGACUGUGGCGGAGUGGCAAAAGGAGAAGGUAGAGACGAUCAGUUGA